Messenger RNA from Phytophthora infestans T30-4, 1659 nucleotides. Its product is annotated as serine carboxypeptidase-like family S10, putative. Bases 1 to 1659 code for a protein of 552 amino acids. Lineage: Eukaryota; Oomycota; Peronosporomycetes; Peronosporales; Peronosporaceae. The record is from RefSeq and is a predicted model, not a curated record. The transcript has 2 exons. Gene Ontology annotation, biological process: proteolysis. Gene Ontology annotation, molecular function: serine-type carboxypeptidase activity.
AUGAAUGAGGGCACACCGUUGUGGAAUUCUCCAGCCAGCUCGGUGGCAUCCGUGGCUGGAUCUAUCGUGCGCGAGAGCACAGUAGAACCCACACGGCAGUCCAGACGUCUGCAUAACAAAGAAUUAAUUCCGACCAGAGUGACGGCGCGUAUGAUCCGCACAGCGACUGUCGUGGGGUUACUUGUGGCAGUAUCCUUCUACAUCCUUGGUGGCUCAAUGUUAUCAGCGUCAGUGCAAGAUCCAGCAAUAUCCGGUAUACCGGUACACGAGGUGAACAUUGCAACAGCACAGACGAUGACUACGGCCACAACAACGCUGCGACAUGUUGAGCGCGCUGAGGUGGAGAACAGUCGAAGGGAAGGCGUGUCAGACGACAGCGUGCUGUUCCUACCCGGAUUCGGAGCCCCGCGCGAGAAGCAGUAUGCUGGCCUGGUCGGAGUGAACAGUUCUAACGCUGGCAAGCUUUUCUACUGGUUCUUCGAGACACGUGCGCCCAUGCAGAUCGACGACCGGACACCGCUGCUGCUCUGGCUCAAUGGCGGACCUGGAUCGUCGUCGAUGACGGGGCUGCUGACUGAAAUGGGUCCCUAUCGUCUCACAAAAGAGCGCAAGCUGAUCCCGCACGAACAUUCGUGGACUAGUAUUGGGCACAUGCUGUUCUUCGACCAGCCCGUCGGUACAGGCUAUUCAUCUGUGCGUGACGACAUCGGCCACGUGGAUACACAGGAGGAAGUUGCCGAACAGCUCUAUCGCGGUCUGCAGAUAUUUUUCAGGCGUCACCCGGAGUACAAACGCAACCCGUUGUACGUGUGCGGGGAAUCUUAUGCUGGCAAAUAUGUCCCGUCAAUCUCGCACUACAUCCACGUGAAGAACAGUGAGUCCACAGACAACGAUGAAGUGGUGAUCAAUUUGACCGGGAUAGCGGUUGGCAACGGUGACAUGUGGCCCGUUUUGCAGACCCGCUCGGUCCCAGACUUCGCAAUCGCGUUGGGGCUCAUCGAUUCUCAGCAGUACGAGGAUGCGAACGCUCAGAUCAGUGUGUGUGAAGAGCUGCAUCGACAAGGCCGAGAUGUAGACGCUUUCCGGGUAUGCCACGCCGUCACCCAGAAGAUUUAUGAGGCCGCAGGGGACCCAUUUAUUUAUGACAUUCGCCAGUCGGGGAACACCUUUGCGGACCUGAGUACGCUGCUGUCGAGCUACUUUAAUGACGAUGCUGUGCGUCGAGCGCUAAAUGUGCCUCCUGGGGCCCCGUGGACGUCAGUUGACGGGUGGGUAUACGGUACAUCUCCGUCAGCGCCAGCAUUGGUGCGUCAUUUGCUGCAGGACGAGAUGUUGGACGUACCUAUCGGUGUGUUCCGCGACUUAUUGGACAAUUACAAGUUCCUGUUCUACGCUGGCAACAUGGAUGGCUCGUUGUGCAACAACUUGGGCGUUGGACGCAUCAUCGAUCGACUGGCUUGGAAAGAUACAGCAAAGUACCGUGUGGCCAAGCGACAGCCUUGGAUGGUGGAUGGGAAAGUGGCGGGUUUGGUCAAGUCUGCAGGCAACAUGAGUUAUGUGGUGGUGCUAAACUCGGGCCACCUCGUGCCCACAGACCAACCAGAGGCUUCUCUGGACAUGAUGCGGCGGUUUGUCAACAACGAGCCUUUCUUCACGUAA